AUGGCUGAGACCCUAGCAGAGCAACUCGCCGUUGAAGAGACGGGUCCUGGCCAAUAUGUCUCCCUCACCACCCCUGAGCGCAUGGGCAACGCGCUCCCAAUCGCAUAUGGGGGCUGCACUCUAGGUAUAGCGACUCAUGCGGCUUACCAAACCGUCAAACCAGCGUAUUCUCUUUAUUCUCUCGUCGGCCAUUUCUUGGGUCCAGCAUCGACGAACGAGAAACUCAAAUGUACAGUUCACGAAACCCGGACGACCAAGACCUUUGCCACACGGCGGGUGCAAGUCAGCCAGCUUCAACCAGACGGGAAAAUGCGAGCGUGCAUGGAAUUGAUAGCCGACUUCCAAGUCGAAGAGCCCGCCAUGCUCAGUUACACGACGCCUCCUUCCAGGAAGUAUUCGGGAGUGGAAGGCGGUGUCUCCUUGGAUGAGAUGAAGGAGUCGGCAGUCUCUCAAGGCAAGGUGACUCGUGCGGCAGCAGAAAAGUUCCACAAGGGUUUCCGUAUGAUGGACACUUUCUUCGACUCGAAGUAUUGCCCCGAAGGAAUCGCGGCCCAGAAUGUCUUUGGCGGGCUGAAGAACGAACCCACUUCCCAAGAUCAUCUGCCGAUCACAGAGAAGAGCUCUGCCGACUGGAUACGGACGCGCGUGCCCUUGGAAUCCCGCGGUGAGAGGAUGGGAGCGGUUUCUUUCCUGAUCGAUGGUGCCAUCGCAUUUACGCCACUCGCGCACAAUCAUAUGUGGCUGGAUGACUCGGCAGCCUGUAGCACAUUGGACUUUGCCUUGCGGAUAUUUGUACCAGAUAUCGAUAUCAACUCCUGGCAUCUAAGAGAGCGGAGGACCAUGGCCGCUGGGUACGGAAGAAGUUACUCUGAAGCGCGCUUGUGGGAUGAACAAGGGACCAUGGUGGCUUCCAUGACUCAGCAGUGCAUCUUGCGUCCGAAGCCAGAGGCCAAGGCCAAGGCAGCACUUUAA
Molecule: messenger RNA, 972 nt
Organism: Neoarthrinium moseri
Lineage: Eukaryota; Fungi; Ascomycota; Sordariomycetes; Amphisphaeriales; Apiosporaceae
Exons: 1
Coding region: 1-972 (323 amino acids)
Biological process (GO): acyl-CoA metabolic process; fatty acid catabolic process
Cellular component (GO): peroxisomal matrix
Molecular function (GO): fatty acyl-CoA hydrolase activity
Source: RefSeq, a predicted model, not a curated record